AGAGCAAAAUUCAUGAAAACUUGAGUGAAACCACUCUGUUGUCACAAGUUCAUAAUGACCUUACUAACAACCUGGAUAUCAGCACCAACGGCAUUUCUUCUCUUAUAUUUUUGGAGAGCAAAGGUACAUGCUUCUGGAAACCCAUGGGAGGAGGAAAUAGAUUACACAUAUGUUAUUAUAGGAGUUACUCUGGGAGCAGCUCUAGCAAUCGGUUUUCUGGCAGUUUUAAUAUGCAUGAUCAAAGCCAAAAUGAUUGACAGCGUCUUUGGAGAGUCAGAUGGCAAAAUGGAUAGAAGGUCAAACUCGGGAUCAAGCCAAAACAGAUGACAGCAACGCAAUAAGAAACCAAAGUACAAGAGAUCAAUAACCCUUUUGCAAUCAACAGUUACCUGGUCUGAGG
Camarhynchus parvulus is the source of this 400-nucleotide messenger RNA. It is a transcript of the gene TMEM273, whose product is annotated as transmembrane protein 273. Lineage: Eukaryota; Metazoa; Chordata; Aves; Passeriformes; Thraupidae. Bases 55 to 327 code for a protein of 90 amino acids. The transcript has 6 exons. The record is from RefSeq and is a predicted model, not a curated record.